This is a messenger RNA of Talaromyces stipitatus ATCC 10500, 642 nucleotides long. RefSeq lists its product as uncharacterized. Lineage: Eukaryota; Fungi; Ascomycota; Eurotiomycetes; Eurotiales; Trichocomaceae. The transcript has 2 exons. Bases 1 to 642 code for a protein of 213 amino acids. The record is from RefSeq and is a predicted model, not a curated record.
AUGAACCUUACAGUAACUGUCGGAACGACAAUAUUAACCCUACGCGUUUCGGCACCAGAUAUUAGCUCAUUAGGCCGCUUCGUGCUUGUGCCUUGCUACCGUCUAUGCUUCGUGAUACGGACCAUAGCAAAACUAACAAUUAUAAAAGCUCGUGAUGUAAUAUUCAAUGAGGAUGAAGUUUUUAAUGGUAAUUUGGAACGUCUGAAAGAUGACGUGCGAGAUAUCCCUCUUCCAGAAUCGGCAGAAUUGUUGAUGAAGACCAACAUUACUCAAGAAGGUCAAAUUCUUGGAUCUAACAGUGAGUCAGAAGAGUUAAGUCCCGAAGAAGACACAAUUCUACUCGGGAAUCCUCUCAGCGUCGAAGAAUCGGUAGAAGAUAUCAAUAUCGAAGAGGACCUGGACCAAGAUCAAAUAUCAGCCAUCCCAGAGACAAAGAAAAAUUUGGCUGGUACAGAAGAAUUCGCUUACCCAACGCCGCUAGAAACGCCGCUAGCAGCGUUACUUUCUGCAACAAUCAAAAUUUCCGAUGAUUUGGACACGCUUGCUAAUAAUUUACUAGGAGAGGAGUCUAAACAGGUUGACAGCGAGUUCCGGCCUUGGAAUGCUUCCUUCCUCGCGGGUCAACGGCAAAGUUGUCGAUAG